UGCUACUAAUAACCUCUCCGGUGAUUUUGGCGCUGAGCUGCAUGAGAGACCAACCACCAGGCCUGGAGUAAAAAAAAGCAGGGUGCUUUUGUUAAACCAGAGAAAGAAGGGGCUAGAGAUAAUUAUUAUGAUUAUUGUUAUGUAGAAUACUGCAGACAAGAGGAGGCCGAGAAUUGGACAUAUCUAUUUGUAGCAUUCUACUAAAGACUCCAGUCCCUACUCUGAGGAAGAGCCAAGCUUUGGGAUUGGGCAGCGACCAGAUAGCGUAACACCCCCUCCUCCUCUCUGUUGAGAAUUGCGUUAAAACGAAAAAGGAAAAGGCCUGCGCUUUUUCAAUAUUACAGCAUUGUUUUGACUUUUUUCUUCUUAUAUAUUAAACGAGGAAACGUUGCUGGCUGGUGUAUGUGUUUAGAAUGGGACACGCUGAAGGUCCAGUCAAAGAAAAAGACAGUUAAGGAUGCAGGAGCCCAACAAUGGAUUUCUCCUUCUCUUUCAUGCAAGGGAUCAUGGGAAAUACAAUUCAGCAACCCCCUCAGCUCAUUGACUCAGCCAACAUCAGACAGGAAGGCACCUGUGACACCGGCAGUGAUCCAGGCGAGGAUGGUGGUCCCUCCUACGAUGCUGCCUUGGAUGCAGAGUUUUCCUACCCGCCGCCAGCCUCGGAGGACAUGUCGCAGGUCACCAACGGCUACCCGCCUGGUCUGGGCAUGUACGAGCCGCAGGCCAAGUUCUCCAUGUACUCGCAGUUCCCCAACGGCUCGGCUAAUGGCUACGGGGCCAUACGGAGCUACGGUGAUCACAGUCUCAUGCCGGGGGAGGGGACGGUCCUGAGAGGCCCGGGUCUCCAGGAGAGACCUUUGUCUCCUGUGUCCCCCCCUCUGCCCACACAUCACCCACACCUCCACCACCAUCAUCAUCAGCCUCAUCACCACCACCACGCGCACCACUUCAACUCAAACCCACCUCAUAUACAAACCCACCCACAGAGUCCUCCGCCGCCGCCACUGCCCGCCCAGCACCACAUGCACCAUACACCUCACAUCAUGACCCACACUCUCCCCCCUCCUCCCCCACUAAUCUUGCCUUCCUCCAGUCCACCCCCCUCCCUUGUGGACAGUACCCCUUCUUCUCAAUCCUCCCACGCCAUGUCCAAUACACCUGGUGGGGUGCUGAAAAAAACCAGUUCUCCCGAGAUCAAGCUGAAGAUCAUAAAGACGUACCAGAAUGGGAAAGAGCUGUUUGAAUCUGCGCUCUGUGGGGACCUGCUGCAGGAACUGCAGAAGGAGUCUCAGAAGAAUGAGGCCACUCAGAUGCAGCGCAGACAUGAGAGGAAGAAGGAGAAGAGGAAAAAGAGUGUGAGGCUGCAGGUCCAGGAACAGAACCUGGACCAGAGCCAAGCAGAGGCAGGUAACAUGGAGCAGACAGAGGACAUCCACAUCCAGCCCCAGCCAAUAGAAACACCGCCAGCUCAGAAAGAGAAGCCUCAGAAGACUGUUAUAAAAACUGAACCAAAGACACCGAAGGUUCCAAAAGUCCAUCAUCCAUCAGUGAUCCAGGAGACGGGCUUCUGUAAGGAGUUUGUAAUAGGAGAUCUGGUGUGGUCCAAGGUGGGCACCUACCCCUGGUGGCCCUGCAUGGUCUCCUCUGACCCACAGAUGAAGGUCCAUACUCGCAUCAACACCAGAGGUCACAGGGAGUAUCACGUCCAGUUCUUUGGCAGUGUCGCUGAGCGGGCUUGGAUCCAUGAGAAGAGGAUAGUCCUGUACCAGGGAAAGCAACAGUUUGAUGACCUUCAGGCUGAGACUUUGCGUAAGGCCACAAAUCCUGUAGAAAAGAGCAAACUCCUGAAGCCGAUCCCUCAGCGGGAGCGUUCUCAGUGGGAGGUGGGUGUGGGCCACGCUGAGGACGCCUUUGUGAUGACCCGGCAGGAGCGAAUUGACAACUACACCUUCAUCUACGUCGAUCCAGACCCACAUGAAGGCACGUCCAGCAAGAAACCCAGCAUUAGAGCUGAGAAACGAAACCGGCGCUCCAGUGGCUCAACUUGUAAAAAGGAUGAGGGAGGAGUGAAGUCACCAGAGAGAGAGCAGCCGCCACGAAGGCUGCUGCCACGCAGACAGUGUAGUGUUUCAAACACAGAUGACAACACAAACUCCCAGGCCUCAAAUGAAGAAAAGAACCAGAGGGGGGACCAGGGUAAAACCAGUUCCCCAAAACAGAGCGCAGGUCGUGAUGCAAGAGUACAGCAGGACUCGCCGCCACCAGUCAGGGCCUGGAAAACAGCAGCUGCAAGGAAGCUGCUGCCUCUCUCCAUCACCAUGAAGAGGCUAAAUGUUGAGAUCACAAAGUGUGAUUGGCCUCUCUUGCAGAAAAAAGCUGCUGCCUCUCCAAAAAAAGAACAAGAAGAAGAGAAGGAGGAGACAGUGGAGAGAGAGGCCCGGCAGCCCGACCUGGGAUACUGUUCCCCUGAGGACAGCAGAGCUAAACCUGAACCCAGUCCAGAGGAGGAGGAUGACGGGGACGAAGGGGAGGAAGAGGGGGAGGAGAGGAGAGGCUCCCCUGCCAGUAGGCGGAGUGAGGAGGGAGGAAUGCAGCAGACCUCCUCUCCUGGAUCACACCACAGUAGUCCACAUGGUUCUCAGGAGAGGAAGCUGCAGCGGCGGUCAGUCAGGAGCAGGUCUGAGUCAGAGAGAGGCAACGAUCCUGUCCCCAAGAAGAAAACCAAAAAGGAACAGGCUGAGAUGGCUCCUGAGACCACACUGAGGACUGGUUCACAAAAAGGAGCCAGUGAGAUCUCAGACGCCUGCAAGCCCCUGAAGAAGCGAAGCAGAGCAUCAACAGAUGUAGAGAUGGCUUCUUCUCAGUACAGAGACACGUCUGACUCUGACUCUAGAGGCCUAAACGACCCACAGGGUUUAUUUGGGAAGAGUCUUGACAGUCCAGCAGCAGCAGAUGCAGAUGCUUCAGAUACUCAGUCUGUGGACUCUGGCUUGUCUCGUCAGGAUGGCAGCAACGGCAAGAGAGACACCGUCUGCCAGAUCUGCGAGGUUUACGGAGAAGGUUUGGUGGUGUGUGAAGGUGACUGCAACAGACAGUUCCACCUGGACUGUCUCGGUGUGACAUCCGUACCUGAAGGCCGAUUCACCUGCUUGGAAUGCAGAAAUGGCAAUCAUACUUGUUUUAGCUGUAAAACGGCAGGCCGUCAAGUGACACGCUGCUCUGUGUCUGGAUGUGGUUGUUACUACCACAAGGACUGUGUCCGUAAACUCCCGGGCACCACCACCAGUUCGGACGGAGGCUUCUGCUGCCCUCAGCAUAGCUGCUCUACCUGCUGCCUGGAGAGAGACCUGCAGCGAGCCUGUAAAGGUCGUCUGAUGCGUUGUAUCCGCUGUCCGGUGGCCUAUCACACAGGAGACAGCUGCGUGGCGGCAGGCAGCGUCGCCCUCACCCAUCACAUUAUGAUCUGCAGCAGCCACAGCAGCACCAAGAAGAACGGCCUCCUCACUUCCCCCAUCAAUGUGGGCUGGUGCUUCCUGUGUGCCAGAGGGCUGUUAGUGCAAGACCUUACUGACACCAUAUUAAGUUCAUAUGCCUAUAAGUCCCACUACCUUCUGACUGAGUCAAAUCGUGCUGAGUUGAAAUUACCUAUGAUUCCCUCUCCUUCGUCAGCUACCAAAAAGAAUGUUGGGAAAGGAGGCAAGUUGCUGUGCUGUGACACAUGCCCGGCUUCCUUUCACCCGGAGUGUCUGGAGAUGGAGAUGCCGGAGGGGGCGUGGUCCUGCAGUGAUUGCAGGGCAGGAAAGAAACCUCACUACAAACAAAUUGUCUGGGUCAAACUGGGCAACUACAGAUGGUGGCCAGCGGAGAUCUGCAACCCUCGCCUUGUGCCAUCAAACAUUCAGAGCCUUCGCCACGAUGUCGGUGACUUCCCCGUCUUCUUCUUUGGCUCCCACGACUACUAUUGGAUCAAUCAGGGCCGGGUCUUCCCCUACGUGGAGAAUGACAAGAACUUUGUCACUGGUCAAAUCAACAUCAACAAAACCUUCAAGAAAGCUCUGGAAGAAGCAGCCCGACGGUUUCAGGAGCUCAAGGCGCAAAGGGAGAGCAGGGAGGCUCUAGAGCAGGAACGUAACUCUCGCAAACCCCCACCAUACAAGUUCAUCAAGUCCAACAAACCAGUGGGGAAAGUGCAGGUGCAUGUUGCUGACUUGUCCGAAAUCCCACGAUGCAACUGCAGACCAUCAGAUGAGCAUCCUUGCAGCCUCCAUUCUCAAUGUCUUAACCGCAUGCUGCAGUACGAGUGUCAUCCACAGGUGUGUCCCGCAGGAGACAACUGUGAGAACCAAUGCUUUUCCAAGCGGCUGUAUGCAGAGACAGAAGUGAUAAAGACAGAUGGCCGUGGCUGGGGUCUCAGGACCAACCAGGCUCUCAGGAAGGGUGACUUUGUGACAGAGUAUGUGGGAGAGGUGAUCGACUCAGAGGAGUGCCAGCAGCGAAUCAAACGUGCCCAUGAAAAUCAAAUGGCCAACUUCUACAUGCUCACCCUCACCAAGGAUCGUGUGAUAGAUGCCGGCCCAAAAGGAAACUCGUCUCGGUUUAUGAACCACAGCUGCAGCCCGAAUUGUGAAACGCAGAAGUGGACAGUAAACGGAGACGUUCGCAUCGGACUCUUCACCCUUUGUGAUAUCGAUGCUGACACAGAGCUGACGUUCAACUACAACCUGCACUGUGUGGGCAACAGGAGAUCGUCUUGCCACUGUGGAUCAGACAACUGCUCUGGAUUCCUCGGGGUGCAACCAACGAGUGCUGUGGUGAUGGAAAAAGAGGAGAAGGCCAGGAACGCCAAGCUGAAGCCUAAGAAGCGGAAGCUGAGGCUGGAAGGCAAACACGUGCAUGAAUACUUCUGUUUUUGCUGCGGAGAAGGAGGGGAGCUGGUGAUGUGUGACAGAAAGGACUGUCCAAAAGCGUACCACCUGCUGUGUCUCAACCUUACCAAACCGCCAUACGGUCGCUGGGAAUGUCCGUGGCACGACUGCAGCAUUUGUGGUGCCCCGGCCUCAUCUCUCUGUGACUUCUGCCCUCGCUCGUACUGCCGGGAACACGAGGCGGGGGCACUCACCUCCUCCUCCCUUGAAGGCCGCCCCUGUUGUUCCAGUCACAACCCCAUCAGUCCCCUGGGCUCCCACUCCAGCUCGACCCAGCCACGCCUCUCCGCUCUGAGCCCUGUCACCGUCAAAGAGGAGCCGGAGGCGGGCCAGCUGGCUUCAGAGUGACACACCGCAGCUCCCUCAAUACCUCAUUCCCUGUAAAGUGCACUCCUAUUGGCCUCAUGGGCUUCGGCCCACCUCUGAUCUGAAGCAGCGCAUGACAGAAGGGAACACAGUGCUUUUUGACCAGUGCGAUGGCAAGACACGCCAAUGAACACCCUGAUGCCAUUUGUGGUGAGAGCAACUGGAGUAUCGCCUGGGGAAGUGACCAGGCAUCAUUGUGCGCUGUUUUCCCUCCUCUCUUGCCAUAAAACACCACUAAAAACGCUCUCUACAGCUCACCUCCGCCCGUCGGAGGACCUAGACCACCACCUCAUUAUGUUUCUUUUUUAAAUUUUUACAGCUGUGGAAAUUUUAAGUGUUGUCACGUUGUCAGAUUCUGGCACUUUGAAAAACUCAACGAGUGAGGUGGAGGGAGAUGUAGAGCAAAGAGGAGGAGGAGCAUGUGUGAAGCUGAACCUCCGCCGACAUGCUGCUCCUCUCCUUGUUUACCUGCUGUAAGCUGUGGUCGGCAACUCACUCACAGGAUGGCUGCACCGAGACGAGCCAGCCUUUCUCCUCCUCCACAGCGGAUCAUCACUCCAGAUGUAAGCCGUCAUUGUAUUUAUCUCUUCUUCUUCCUCUUGGAGGAAAAAAAGGGUGGAAAUGACAGAUUUUGUGCAAUUGUUUUCAGGACCACACUACAUUCCAACCUUCCUUAGACAUGGUUUUAAUAUACUUCUGAGUAUAGAUGAAUAUAAUUAUAUACAGUAUCUAUGUUUGUUCAUGUUUACAGACGGAUUCUCUCACUUCAUCUCAGUGAGUGGUGUAUUAUGUUUGUUUAGGUGUUAAGCAUUACGCAGACCUCCUUGUGAAAAUAGUCCUAUUAAGGUGAAAUAUAAUGGUAUAUAGUGUAAUGGUAUGACAUUACAGAAGUACUUGUGAUUUUCAUAUUGCCAGUCUCACUCGCCAUUGUGUACAUAAUUGGCUCAUAAUAUUGUAAAGUACGCAAAUACAGGAGGGACGGAGCCUUGCCUCUCUGGUUGUUCUUGGAAGAAAGAAACACUUUUUUAAACAACAAGACAGAUCCUUUUUCUUUUCUUUUUUUCAAUAAAGUUCUGUUCCCACAUUUCCCCUGAACAGUUUAUUUGUAUUGUAGAUGGUGGGGCUCAGCUUGUGAUGACUGGUGCUGUCUUAAAGUAUUGUUACUCAGCCUUAAGUUUGAUUCUGGCUGCAGUAACUACUGCCCAGAUGCAGUCCAUUUCAGUAAUGUUGUGUACUGUGAUCGCUUUGAUGCUUGUUUUUGUUUCAGUUUCUUUUUUGCCAAAUUUUUCUGAAAAGCACUUUUACGCGGCUUGUCGCUACACAAUUUAGCUUGGUCAUAGAUAUACAGAAAUGUAUAUUUAAAAAAAAACAUAAGACAAGUGUUUCAAAAUCGAUACCUCUUCUUGUAGUAACGUCGGGAUUUAAACUGUGUUGUAACUUUCCACUCAGUCAGAAACGUGGUGAGUUGCUGGGCGUGUGUUUUUGUUUUUUUGUUUUGUUUUUUUAUAAUAGAGGAAAGUGGCCUAAAUGCAUCUUGUUUCUUUUGACACGAGUAGGAAUGACUGCCCAGCUCCGUACAGAAAAGUCCACGUUUCCUCAAGGGGCACUUCUUCUCUUUAUAUUUACCACCUGGAGAACAUCCUCAAGGCUGGGCUUUAUAUAAAAACAUAAUGGUAUAACAACAGUCCAGUCCAGUAUGAUGUAAAAAGACAAACUUCUGUACAGUGUUUUUAAUCGCUCAUCUGUCAAAUCCAAAUUUUUUGUAUUUAUUGCACCACAUUUUAUACUAAUUUCUUUUUCCAACACCAGUGCAGUAAUUUGUCUCCCUGUCCAACAUGGACAAAGUGAAAUAGACUAUUUAAAAAGAAACAUAGGGAGUUUUACAUGAUAUAUCUGUAUUUAGUCAUUGCGUACGUUUGUUUUCAAUAUACAUUUGGUGUAAUGAUUCCACACUUUGGUAACAGCCGCUGCUCAUUGACCUGUAUCGUGACUCACUGUAAUAAGUGUUGAUAGCAGUGUGAAGCAGUUAAAUAUAGGAAUGUAAAGUUUCAGAAGUUUUUGUGCUUUUUUUUUUUUUUUAAGCCUGUACUCAAGGAAGUUUAUGCUUGUGAUUCUACCCCGGUUACAUGACUGUGUGUUUUCUGCCCCAUUGUGGUCCUUGUUUCAAGUCCAGCUACAGGGUUAAACUGUGCCAAUGUUUCCAAAUCAUUUCUUUGAAUGCAAAUAGUACAAACACUCAGUCUCCAGUUUGUUAGGAAGACCUAGCUACAACUAAUGCAGUCUAAUAAAACAGUCCUGCAUUACAUUCUACGUUCAUUAAAGUUUUAAUGUUCCGUUUUGGUUGAAACUGUUGUAGGUGUUGACUCUGGUCCAUCCCACUUAUAUCAAUGAGGGUAGACUAAGUAAGACAUGCACUUAAUUGGUUAAAGAAUUCUGAAAAAAAGACUUGGACUUCUUUUUCUGUAUUAUUUAUGCCAUAUUUGGGCACAAAUUUAAUAUCUUAAUGGUUCUGACUCUGUUGUUUUUUGGUUAUUACCAACCCUUUUCAGGAAGCCUUUUUAUGUGGAUUCCUGAAAAAAGACUAAACUUCCUGAUUUGUUGUUGCUCCCAAAUUUGCCAAACUUCACAUUCAGAGACGCACAUUUGUUCAUUAGUCAGUUGUAUGAAUAAGGGCAACUUCAACACUUCUUCCCUAUCAAGUAGGUCCAUCAUUAAGUCACUUUUACUCACUUACAAACUCAAAAUGGUUUGCAUGUCUAAACUUAACAAACUCAACAAAUUUCUUUCCUUUUUAAAUUUUAUUAAUGGGGUUUUUGGACACCAGAUACAUAAAUGUGUUUAUCUGACAGCAGGCAUUCUACACUUUUGUGUUUGUGGUUUCAGAAAAAAUGUCUAACUGAUGAUUUGUGACUAUAUAACUGUUCUUAAAGCCAAGUCUUUUUUAUUUUAAGGUAACUUGUUCAGCUGAAAUGCAUGCUUUCAACAUCAGUCUUCAAUGCCAGUGUUUUGUCUUUGUGUUCCUUUAUUAUUUUUCAGCACGGCCUUUGUUUUUCACCUGCAAAUCACAUGAUCACAACUUACUUUGUGCCAGUUGAUCCUAUUCUGCUCUUCUCAGAUAAUACAGCAGCAGUAUUUUCUAUAACUCAUUUAUUUGUCCCAACAUGGAUCAUUUCCUUCACUUAGAAUAUCCUUUGAUGUGUAAGUUCUGUUGGUUUAUUCUCACUAUAGUGCCACAUUUUUUAAAGAGACAGCAUGUUUAUCAUUUAAGUGACCCUUAUAUGUCAAGGAUUAUUAUUUUUUAUAUACACUUAAAUUAAGGAUGGACCCGCCCUCCCUUGUAUGUGAAACGGGUACGUUUUGGUUCAAUGAGACUUCUUUUGAUUUUUGUGCAAUGUUGCCGACUGUCUCUUUUAAUUGACAUGCUGUCAGAGCAGAAAUAGUGUUUGAAUAAAUAAAUACAUUCACCUUCAUGAGCACUCAUCUCUUUUUUUACUCGUAGUACAAUUUCUUACAUAAACUCUAACUGGGGUCAUAUCUAUCUCUCUUGGUGUUGCUUCAAUUAAAACGUGGAUGAACACAAAAUACCAUGUUGAUUACUGUUCCACCUGUGUUACUGCAUAUUGUUGAAGAACUUGUAAAUAGUUUGCAUUGAACUUGCAUAGAAUCAUGUUACUGUGGCGUGCUCUUUUUGCCUGUACAAUUCUGCUUCUAAAUGUGUGUGUGACUGUUGAGAUGACACUCUUUUUGUACAUGACUGUCUUUUUAUUUGAGAAUAUUGAUUCUGUCCUUUUUCAUUCUAAAGUUGAGUUUGAAGAGUUCAGAAAUGCCUGAAGUUUGACUUUAAUAAAGCUGUACUCUGUCUCAGU
This is a messenger RNA of Etheostoma cragini (Arkansas darter), 9157 nucleotides long. It is a transcript of the gene nsd3, whose product is annotated as nuclear receptor binding SET domain protein 3. The transcript is spliced from 25 exons. Gene Ontology annotation, molecular function: histone H3K36 methyltransferase activity; protein binding. Bases 474 to 5273 code for a protein of 1599 amino acids. NCBI's taxonomy places the organism in Eukaryota, Metazoa, Chordata, Actinopteri, Perciformes, Percidae. Gene Ontology annotation, cellular component: chromatin; nucleus. The record is from RefSeq and is a predicted model, not a curated record. Gene Ontology annotation, biological process: regulation of DNA-templated transcription.